UGCGGGAAUUCUUAAAAAUUUAGGUUAGGUUUAGGUUAUUGGUUUAAAAGUUUAAAAGGCGGAAAGAUAAAUGUUUCAUCUCUAAAAAUUUGUUGUUUUAUAAUUAAAUUAGUGAUGUAUGGUGUCAUCUUCGUCUAAAUUAUCUAAAAUACUAAACUAUGGAGGUUCUUCCCAAUUCUUCAGAUGAAGCAAACAGUAUUUCACAGGAAAAUAACAAUGAUUUUAAAAGUACUCCCCAGCAGGGAGUUAAUAAUGGAGAAAUAGAGGAGAGUAACAAUUUAGAAAUUGUCACAAGUGCUUUUAAUAAUGAAAUUAAUACUAGAAAUUCACACGAAAUUACUAAUACAGAAUCUAUAAGUAAUGUGACUUUAGAUACAUCAACAACUUUUUCUGGCCACAAAAAAAAUAUUUCCUUGGAAACUGAAAUAUCUAGUCAAACUGAUGUAAAUAAAAAUAAACCUUUGUCAAUCUCUGAUAAUGAAUCAUCAGGUACUGAAGAUAAUAUAAUAAAUAAGAGACACAAAAAGAAACUUAACCAAUUAUUCCACUCCACAGAUUCUGAAGAUGAAAUAGGAGCUAGACGUAGACAUAAUAAACUUCAAAUUUCUGACAAGGAAGCAUCAGAGAUUGAUGAUGGUAUAAUAAAAAUUAAAGUGUUCAAAAAGAAGGGGAAAAAAGAGUUAUUUGACUCCGAAGAAUCUGAAGAUGAGGCUGUGAAUUUUAAAAUAAUUAAUAAAUCUAACUUGAAGAAACACCUUACUGUUUCAGAUAGUGAAUCAUUAAGCUCUGAUUCUUCAGGUUCAUUAAAAAAGAACAGAAAAGGAAAAACUAAUUCCCAAGAUAAAGCAGCUAAAAAUAUGAAUACCAAAUUUUCAGCAAACAAAAUAAGAAAACGUAUAACAUUACUUGAAAGUGAUUCUGAAAAUGAAUUACCAACUUCUCAAGAACAUUUAAUUGACAAUUUUAGUAGUAAUCAAGAAACUAUGAAUAGAUUUGCUGAUUCUGAUGAUGAAAAUAUAUUAGAGGAAAAUUCCAAUCUUAAAAAUGCUAAUACUAAGCACAUAUCUAAUAAUGUUGGUCUUGAAAGUAGUGAUUCUGAGGCUGAACAAGUGACUCCUCAUAAUAAAAGCUUUUCUGAUGCCCCUCUUGAGGAAACGCCUAUCUAUGCAGUGAAUUCUAAAGGUGAUUUGGUUCGAGAGCAACCAGCAAAAAAGUCAAAUAAUUGGACAGCUCUCUGUGAUUCUGAAAGUUCAGCAGAUGAAGACAAUGAUGAAGAUAAACCAAAAUGUGACGAGGAUGAUAGUAUGUCAGAAGAAGAUGUUAUUAAACCAGUCAAAUACAAGAAAAAAUCUAUGCCUAAAGAGGAAGGAGAACCAAAAAAGAUGAGUGGCAAAGAAGCUGCAGAGUUGAGGAAAGAAAUACAGUCGGAAUCUCAGAGAAUGAAAAGAGAAUCAAAUAUAUCGUUGCCAUAUCACAGACCGAAGUCAUUCACGUUGAAGGAAUUCUUAUCAAGAAGACCUAAACUGGCUUCUGCUGUCCCUAUGGCCGCUAAAACCCCGCCAUCUGUCGCUAUUAAGAUGUCCAUUGAACAAUUGAAGGUUGUUUCUAAAAAUCUGCAAAAGAGACACAAAGAAGUCGAAGAGUUUUACAAAUCAGAUAGCGAAGAAGAGACUGAGGAUGACAAAGAUUCUGAUUAUGUUCCUCCACAGUCUGAACUGGAUCAGGUGUCUUGCAGCAAAGAAGACUCAGAAGAAGUAACUGACAAAGACAGCCUAAUGCCUGAAGAUUUUGAAAACAAAGUCAUUUCUGAAAAUGGUGAAAAUGCAGGGACAACAAUUGAUAAAUGCGUGAUAACUAAUAUGGAAGUUGAUGAUAGUACUAAUGCACAAAGUAUCUUAACUGACGAUGACGUUUUGAACACUGAUCAAUCACAGGUUAGUUAUAUAAAUAACACAACUGACAAAAUUGGUAAAGAAUUUGAAGAAAAGGCAAGCUCAAAUAAUCUUAGCAAAGAUGGUGAUAGAGAAAACAGUGCUGAUAAAACUAUUGAAGACAAUUGUGAUAAGACUGGCGACAAAUUAGUUGAAAACAUAGAUACUUUAGAUCUUCAAUCUUCUAUGGAGUAUGAAUUUAAUCUAGAUGAUAUGGAAGACAAUACAGAAAAUAUUGUCAAUGUAGGAGGUAAAGAAGUGCACCCGCAAAUAAGUGACAAUGAACAGCACAGUGACUCCAUGACUGAAGACCAACAAAAGGCAUAUUUUGCAGAGUUGGAUAAAGAAAUUGAAAAUUUUGGCAUGGAGACUUCUACAAUGGAGCCAGAAAAACCACUUAAGUCGAAAUUAGAAUUGUUGAAAGAGCGAUUAGCUAAUACAAAGCCCCGUCUCAGUAAUACCUCCAACAAUGUUAUUGAUUUAGAUACAGUUGCUAAACCCACUGAAGUUACAAAACUUAUGGAAAGAUUUGCUAAACAUACUGCCAAGAAGCAUAUUCAUAAAGACAAAGUUAAAUUGAAUGUGAUUAGCGUGGAAAGCGGAGGGGAAAUACAUAAAGAGACUGUAGCUAUUCAUGUUGAUGAUGACGAGGAUACAGCAAUUGAAGAAAAACCAGGUGUCAGACUGCAAAAGCUCAGAAACGAACUACAAUCCCAAAUAGCUCAGCAAAGGUACCAACAUUGGCAGAAUAAAAGUACUAAAGAAGUUAUAAACGAUACCGAGGAUCCUUACAAAGAUGAAAAAUCGGAAUGCGGAGCGGACGAUGCUAUACUUGAUGAUGACGAGGAAGAAGAAAUGAGCGAGUCUAGUGAAGAUGAAAUCGACGAUGAAAAUGAUGAGAGAGAAAAUGAAUUUGAAACUCAACAGAAGAAGUCUGCAUUUAUUGAUGAUGAAGCAGAUGAAAGUGACAUUGAAGAUGCUACUGUCACAGCAACCGAUGAUGAUCCUCAAGAAGAUGGUGAUAUAUCAGAAUAUAACAGUAAUGAUGAAGAAGAGCAAGAAGAAGAUGAAGAUGAAAAGUCGGACAAAGAAAAUGAGCAACCUAAUGAAGUCAACGAAAAAGGAAUCUUACAAAGUAAAAACGAUAAAGAAGAAGUAACUCCGUUUAAAAAACCUCUGAGGAGAAUACUUAAAGCGUUCACUGAAGAUUCUGAUGAAGAUGAAGACGCCGAAUUAGCCUCUACUAUUAACAAUAUUUCUGAUAAACUGAACAAGAGUAAUGAGGACUCCAAUUUAACACAGGAUGAUUAUAUCCCGCCGUAUCAACCUCAAAACCAAGAGACGCCAAUUGGGCAUAAUUUUAGAGAAAGGUGCAAUUCUGAUUUAAAAUUCUGUACGCCUGUUUCUUAUAUUACUGGACUUCAAAAUUUGACACAUUCAGCUUCGAAAUUGCAAUCUCCAUUAAAUAUACCAUCUCCUUUGAAAGAAGCAGACUGGCAUACCACAUUACAGAAAAAACUAUUCGCAGAUUCAGUAAUAACAGAUUCCCAGGCAGAAGCUAUGGAUCAGUUAUGUUCUGAAAAAUUUCCUGCCUCUCUGGAUGUACAAGAGGAUUCAAAUGAAGAAGUGUCUAAAGAUAACGCUGAAAAACAAAACGAUUCUGAAGAUAUGCCUUCAUCGAUACAACCGACCACCCAAGAUCUGUUGAAUACCCCUUCGGGAGAUUUCCAGGAUCUACCUUCCACACAGGAUCUUUUGAAUAUAUGUUCAGGAGAAUUUACAGGAAUUUCGCAGGUAUUUAAUGUCGAACCUUCCAAAAAUUUAGUAACUCAUAAAUUGGACGUGGCGAUUGGCGAGGAUAAAAAUUUAGGAGAAGACCAAGACAUGAUAAUAUCUCAGCUAAUAAACGAAGAAGAGUUGGAGGCGUUCAAAAGAAAAUUUGAUUCUCCGGUGAUGACGCAUUCUCAGAAAUUCGUUCAAUUUCCAAUGGAAGAAGAAAUAACUGCUACUGGUGGUGUAAUUGAUUCCGAUGAAGAUGAUAAUAUAUUAGAAGUGAAGAAGAGGAAGAAAAAUCAAAAGAAGCUUACAUUUUCCGACGAUGAAAGUUCAGAAGAUGAAAAAGAAGAGGAAGAGGAAAUCGAUUUACACGAUGACAUUGAAGAGGAUGAUGAUGACGCUGUUGCAGAUAUAAAUUAUGAUUCAGAAGAAAACGAAGUGGAGUAUACAGAGGAAAAUGGAUCCAAACCCUUGAAAAUGGCUGAUUUCUUCGAGGACGAGGCCGAACUCUCUGAAUCAGAAUGGGGUAGUGAAGAUGAGGACGAGAAAGACUUAGAUACACUCGAGGCCGAAACGGGAGACAAUGAAAAAAUUGAUGAGAAGCAGAUGAAGGCUGAUCUGGAACGAAUACAUUUGAGGAGAAUGUUAGAUGAUGAUACAAAAGAGGUGAAAUUACUCCAAGAAAUGUUACUCGACGACGGAGAGCUCCACGGUACCGGUAGAGAAAGGCAGUUCCGAUGGAAGAACAUCGAUUCCUUAGACAUGACUGAAGAAGAAAAGAAGAACAGCGACGAUGAAACUGGCAUUGACGAAGACGAAAGCGAGGAAAUGUGGCGCCGAAAACGGCAUGAAAGAGAAAUGUUUUUGAAGGAAAAACAGUCUCAAGACUUCGAAGACGACGACUUCGAUCUUUUGAGCGGAAGUGAAAUUUUAAAAAUCGGACAUAAAGUUAUGCAAAAGAGUUUAAGUAGUAAUUUACAGGGGAAUCAGUCUACUGAGAAGGGUUUUGCGAAUGGCAAUAGUCCGAUAGUUAAGACAGCUUUCAGUUUAGUGCAUAAACGAGGUUCUUUCCUAAGUCGUGGUGAUGAGGUCUUGCAGAGGUUAGCAGAAUACAACAAAAUUUCGACUACAAGCGAGGUCGUUACACAGAAAACUAAAAACUCGAAGAACUUUUUGUUUCAAACUGUAGAGGUUAGAGAAGCCACCGAAAAAUUAACUAUUUUUAACAAACGAAAAGCUACAGAUGCCACACCACGAGCUAUAAAGAAGUUAAGAUUGACUGAUAAUUUAAGUCCUGCCAUAAAUAGGAAGAAGAAACCUAGCAAACCGGACGUUAAGGCUAAACUGUUUGGAGUUUCUUAGCAGUUACAUUUAUUUUUAUUAAUAGUUAGAGAUUAUUUAUACAGUAGGUAGGUAUGUAAUAUAUUUCAAUAUUUUGAUAA
Diabrotica virgifera virgifera (western corn rootworm) is the source of this 5149-nucleotide messenger RNA. RefSeq names its product claspin. Gene Ontology annotation, molecular function: anaphase-promoting complex binding. The coding region runs from base 159 to 5069 and encodes 1636 amino acids. The transcript is spliced from 16 exons. The record is from RefSeq and is a predicted model, not a curated record. Gene Ontology annotation, biological process: mitotic G2 DNA damage checkpoint signaling; activation of protein kinase activity; mitotic DNA replication checkpoint signaling. Lineage: Eukaryota; Metazoa; Arthropoda; Insecta; Coleoptera; Chrysomelidae.